AUGUCUCUCACCACUGAGCAACAGGAAAACUUCGAGGACAUCGAGAAGCAGUUCGCUGUCAAGGGUUCGCACUGCUCUGUCAUGGCUCCAAGCAUGCCACAGCUGACCAUUUCCGACNNAGCUGUCCAGCACAUGACCACCUACUGGUCUAUCCUCGAGAAGGUUCCUGGCUCUAAGCUACGCCUCACCAAGAUCGACGACGAAAUCUACGAGCACUUCAAGAAGGAGUUUCCCGACUACGACCCCAAGGCCACCAUCAACGAGGACGAGAUGAAGAGUAAGGCAGGCAAGGAGCGCUGGAGAAACUUCAUCAACCAGUAUGAGAAGAAGGUGGAUGACUACAACUUCGGCACUCUGUUGCGUUCCAACCCUGCCUUUGAGUACGGCCAGGACGAGACCAUCUUUGCCGUUCGCAUGCAGUUCUAUGCACUUGAGAUCUUGAGGGAGACCAAAUCGGUUCAGGAACGAUAUGCUGCUGCGAAAGAUCGUCCUGAGAAGGAUGCGCCGACCAAGAAGUUAAAGGACCAUGGUGUACAAACAGUGCCAUGGAGAGCUUUGUUUUUCUUCACCACCAAGUCACAUCUGACAUGCCUAUUCAUUGGUCUCGCAGCGGCGCUCGCAGCUGGUGGUAUUGGACCAGCGCAGUCAUAUCUUCUUGGUAAAGCUUUCAACGCAUUCACCAAUUCCAGCAGUCCUAGUGCUGUCCUUACCAGUGUCACUAACUAUACUAUCUACCUCCUUGCUCUCGGGGUUGGGAGUUGGCUAGUGCACUUUGUCUUCUUCUCGGCCUGGCUUGCAUUUGGAGAGCUUCAAGCCAAUAGUGCCAGGGAAAGGCUGUUUCUGGGCAUGCUGACCAAGGAUAUUGAAUGGUACGAUAUGCGCAAGAACGGAAUUGGCGCAUUGACACCUCGUCUACAAGCAGACCUUCAACUCGCUACCGCGCAACCUUUUGGUGAACUGGUAACGUCAGGCGCGGGCGCAGUGGCCUCUUUGGGACUUGCUCUGUACACUUCUUGGAAACUCACUCUUGUCAUCAUCUCGACUACUCCUGUCAUCGUUCUUAUCAUCGGCUACCUAGGAUCGUCCAUGCAACAGUCGGUCACAAAGCAGCAGGAGAAACUCACGGAAGCUCUCAAGUUCGUGAACAACUCCAUCAACGCCAUCGAGACUGUCAAGUGUUUUAACGGACAAGAACACGAACUAAGCAAAUACUCGUCUCGCCUCAAAGAAGCCGCGAGCUGGUACUACCGCGUUGUCAAUGUCAAUGCCCAGCAAUUCGCCUUUAUGGGUUUUAUGACACUAGCGAUGUUCGUUCAGGGCUUUUACUAUGGCGGUGUCCAGGUUGACAAGCACGAAAAGAACACGGGAGACGUCGUCACAACCUUCUUUUCUGCAAUCAGCGCUUUUCAGGCCAUUUCCAGCGUUCUGCCACAGAUGAUAGUGCUCCAGAAAGGGAGGACCGCUGGGUCAACUCUCAGAGCCAUCAUGGCACAAAUGGCGAAAGAUCCAAAUGCUCUGCCGUCGCCUCGGCUUUUGAAGCCAGACAGAUGUGAUGGCAAGAUCGAGUUCCGGAAUGCAACGCGUCCAGACCGAAUGGCUUUGAACAACGUCACUUUUUCCAUUCCAGCACACGACACUACGUUCAUCAUCGGAAAGAGUGGAUCUGGAAAGAGCACCUUCAGCCAGCUGCUCUUGAAAUUCUACCCAGCAGCAUCGGGCCAGAUACUCUUCGAUGGGUUACCUCUAGACUCUCUGGAUCCCACCUGGCUCAGAAACCAUGUCACACUUGUUGAGCAGCACAGCAUGCUGUUUGAGGACACCGUGUUCGAAAACAUCGCCAUUGGAACAGAGCAUCGUCAUGAUGUUUCGCGUGAAGCCGUGACUGGUGCUGCUGAGUUUGCUCUCUUGCUGGCAAUGAUCAAUGACAUGCCUCAGAGAUUUCAAACCAUGGUUGGUUCAAAAGGCGGAACUAUGAGCGGUGGACAAAGGCAGCGAAUGGCUCUCGCUCGAGCAUAUCUGCGAGAUACGCCUGUACUUAUCCUGGAUGAGUCUACAAGUGCACUGGAUCAAAUUCUCCCCGAUGAUUACGCAAUGAUCUUCGAAGACGGCGAGCUUGUACAAGAGGGUCAUCGCCAUCGCAUGGAGCAGAUACACAAUUCGCCUUUUCAAAAGUUCAUGUCUUUUGAGGCUGUUGCCGCGCCAGGUUCUAUAGAGAUUCAAGUCGGCAUGGANAAAGAGCCGGAUGAAGUUGUAGCAGAUCAGAACCCCACCGACGACCCAUUGGAAGCUCACUUGCAUGCUGGCGAGAACCCACGCUAUUCUUAUCUGCCUGCACUUUUCGCGAACAGACACACAAAGGCAGCGUUUCGGGGAGCAUAUGGCUUUGCUACUCCACUCAGCGAACUUGGCUCGCCGAACUCUCAAACCACACCUGGACCAUCCUCGCCUACGAAUAGGAGGUCCAGCGGUAAAGACUCUACUAUCUCGUACGAACUACGAACCGAUGAGACCACUCGGCAAAGCAACAAAAGUUCUACUGAGCGAAGAGAAACAAACAAUAGGAAGUCUAUGGCGCCUGAGCUUCUGUACAAGUUCGUAGAGUCGACCGGAAAUCUAGCUGCUCGAGCGCGUCUUACUUCGGGUAAUUCCAGGAGAAGACGUAUUCCCUCUGAUGGAUCUAUACCUGCUGUCGUUGGUGGCACCGAGAUGCAACCUCUGUCAAAGUACAAGAAGAAAGAGGAACCCGAAGACAACCAGCAAACAUUCUCCCUACGAGCUAUCCUUGGCACCAUCUGGCCUAGUCUGGACUGGUAUACGAGAGUCAUUCUCAUCAUCGCUUUGGUUGCUGCCUCCAUUAAUGGCGCAUGUACUCCAAUCUUCUCUAAUAUCUUGUCGAAGCUGAUAGGAACUUAUGGCAAAGGCGGCAAAGAACAGCAUACCGCUACGCUUUACACCGUCUCGAUCCUUGGUAUUGCGGUAGUAAGUGGCGUAAGCAGCUACAUUCUGCAUUUGCUCCUAGAGUAUGCUGGUCAGGUAUGGAUCAAUACCAUGCGUGAGAGAUCUCUAGAACGUAUUCUCGAUCAGCCUCGUGAUUGGUUCACUCACGAGGAAAACUCUGUUUCGCAUGUGAUGGAGGGUUUAGACCGGCAUGCAGAAGAAAUGCGCAAUCUCCUAGGCCGCUUCGCCUCAUCCCUCUACAUAGCGCUUGUUCUGAGUAUUGUCGCUCUCGUCUGGGCUUUGACUGCACAAUGGAAGCUCACCCUCAUCGCAAUUGCUCUCGGGCCCUACGUAUAUUUCGUUACCAAAUCCUUCAGCACUAUCAGCGGAAACUGGGAGGGUAGAAGCAACGACGCGGCUGAAGCUGCAGGAGCAAUAUUCACUGAAACAUUCACUAACAUCAAGACUGUACGAGCCUUGACUCUUGAACCUCACUUCCGAGAGAAGUACUUCCACGCGACCAAGAACUCACUACAAAUUGGCUUCAGACGCUCUAUCUAUACCGGCUUUUUCUUCGGUAUCUCGGAUUCUUCUGGAAUUUUUAUCAUGGCACUUAUGUUCUAUGCUGGAGCUAGAUUGAUACGAGAUGGUGCCAGCCCAACGAAUAUCGUUGAAGUUUUUGUACAGCUUAUCUUAGCGAUCACAAACGUGAGCCUUUACCUGGGUCUCGUGCCACAGAUAGGUCUUGCAAAGGACUGUGCCUCUCGCCUUCUUCGACUCUCGACAUUGCCGAAAGAUUCGCAUGAGCACUUUGGUAACACGCAGAUCACAUCGAUUGGUGAUAUUGAGCUACAUAACCUGAGUUUCUCGUAUCCCUCUCGUCCAGAACAAACAGUACUCAAGAACAUCAAUCUGCUCAUACCCGCGGGCGAGACUACUGCAUUGGUAGGAUCUUCAGGGUCUGGAAAGUCUACCAUUGCUAGUUUGCUUUUGAAUCUCUACACGACUGCAAGUGAAACGUCUGAAGUCAAUGGCAAAAUACCAGAUAUCAUGCUAUCAGGUCGCGACUUGAAGCAUAUCCAUACCCCAACACUGCGUUCAUUAAUCACAGUCGUCUCACAGACUCCAGUACUGUUCCCUGCAACUAUCGCGGAGAACAUAACAUAUGGACUACCACAGUCAUCUCCUUUCAACAACAUGGCAUCAGCUCGUCGAGCUGCGGCUGCAGCGGGUAUCGAUGAAUUCAUCAUGAGUCUGUCACAGGGUUAUGAGACCCUGGUAGGUGAAGGCGGUACGGGACUGUCAGGCGGACAGGCUCAACGAUUAGCUAUCGCCAGGGCUCUGGUCCGCAGACCAGCAGUCAUGAUUCUCGACGAAGCAACUUCCGCGCUCGACGUCGAAAGCUCGAGCUUGGUUCGUGACACCAUACAAGGCUUAGUGGAGCGUGAUGGCACUGGUAUGACUGUGAUAAUCAUCACCCAUAGCAAAGACAUGAUGAGUAUUGCAAAUAACAUCAUAAUGCUGUCUCAAGGGCAAGUUGUUGAGCAAGGAAGCUACGAAGGACUGUUGCGCAAGAAAGGCGAGUUUUACCACCUUCUGAGAGGAGGAGAGUGGACCGAGGAGCCGGACAUGGACGACGAUAUUGCCGUGCAUGGCCUGUCAGGUGCCAUAGAUUGGACAAGGGGUAAAGCAAGACCAUAA
Molecule: messenger RNA, 4638 nt
Organism: Aureobasidium musti
Lineage: Eukaryota; Fungi; Ascomycota; Dothideomycetes; Dothideales; Saccotheciaceae
Source: the annotation of a GenBank genome assembly